This is a messenger RNA of Myotis lucifugus (little brown bat), 869 nucleotides long. It is a transcript of the gene VAX2, whose product is annotated as ventral anterior homeobox 2. Gene Ontology annotation, biological process: brain development; neuron differentiation; central nervous system development. The record is from RefSeq and is a predicted model, not a curated record. Gene Ontology annotation, molecular function: DNA binding; DNA-binding transcription factor activity, RNA polymerase II-specific. The transcript is spliced from 2 exons. Lineage: Eukaryota; Metazoa; Chordata; Mammalia; Chiroptera; Vespertilionidae. Bases 114 to 644 code for a protein of 176 amino acids.
CUGCAGAUGCCAAAGGGACCAUCCGGGAAAUUGUCCUGCCCAAGGGCCUGGACCUGGACCGGCCCAAGCGGACCCGCACAUCCUUCACGGCCGAGCAGCUGUACCGCCUGGAGAUGGAAUUCCAGCGCUGCCAGUACGUGGUGGGCCGUGAGCGCACCGAGCUGGCCUGCCAGCUGAACCUCUCAGAGACCCAGGUGAAGGUCUGGUUCCAGAACCGCCGCACCAAACAGAAGAAAGACCAGAGCAGAGACCUGGAGCAGCGGGCGUCCUCCUCGGCGUCCGAAGCCUUCGCCACCUCCAACGUCCUGCGGCUGCUGGAGCAGGGCCGGCUGCUGUCCGCGCCCAGGGCCCCCGGCCUCCUGGCCCUGACGCCCGGCCUGCUGGGCCUGCCUGCCGGCCACAGGGGCACCGCCUUGGGCGACCCCAGGAACUCCUCCCCGCGCCUCACCCCGCUGGGCUCGGGCCCCGGGUCCCCGCCGCUGCGGCCCCUGCCCCCGGCGCUCUGCUUCUCGGCCGCCCGGCUCCUGGACCUGCCCGACGGCUGCGACCUGAGCUCCUCGGCCUUCGAGCCCUACAGCCCGCCCUGCAGCCCGCUGGAGCGGGGAGGCGGCAGCCCCCGGGGCGCCAAGAAAGCCAGCGCUUAAGCCUCCACCCCCUGCGACACUCUGCCCCCAAGCACUGCACCACCCGCCUCCCAGGCCCCGUGGGGGUGGGCAGCCACGCGUCCUGCCCCCCCACCCCCCCCCCCACCCCCGCCAGAGACUCUGGACCAGGACCAGACAGCCUGGGCCGCGCAGCUUUGUGUGUGUGAGUGCGGUGUGCGUGUGUGCCUCUCACUGAAAUAAAAGGAAAACAAUGACGAAGGGAAA